Messenger RNA from Trichoderma atroviride IMI 206040, 1764 nucleotides. RefSeq lists its product as uncharacterized. NCBI's taxonomy places the organism in Eukaryota, Fungi, Ascomycota, Sordariomycetes, Hypocreales, Hypocreaceae. The record is from RefSeq and is a predicted model, not a curated record.
UAAGAUAUUUCGCGACGAGCCUUGCGCAGCUGUCUAUAAUCUGCAUUUCACACAAUCACCCUUCUGCUAGUUUCAACAUCGCCAAAUCACUUGACUUCUGAAUGUUGCUGCCUAAGAAUGCGUAGGAAGUAAUAGUCACCUACUAUUCUCAAUACGACAAAACACCGAGGUAGUUAAGCCAAGGGCCACAUUUAUAUCUCGUAUUAAUGCAGGUAGCAAUACAGACAAGGGUACUACUAAUCACCCAUCAUCAAGGGGACCCAUUUCGAGUGCCGUAAUUGCGUAUCAAACCAGCCAUUUGGAAAUAUCUACAUACAAGAAUCCAGGCUUUCCCAGAGGAAGAUAAUAUAUUUUGCGCCAUUUCCACCCAAUCUGACAAAUUCACGACUGCUAAUUGAUGCUAUUAGGUAACACAAAUAAACGUCGAUAAGAAACGCUAUGAAAGCUAGCAGGGACUAGGAGAGUAGUACGUGUAAACGAGAACAUAUAGAUCGUUUAUAGGAUCCUCUUUUUGUUCGUAGGUUCUAGACGCAGUGAAAGCCUCUUCUACUAUAAGUCUCUUCUUGCUGCUUCUAUCGUAAAGUCAUACAGAACUGCUAAAGGGUUGUGUACCGCGCCUGGACAUAACCAACAACUGAAGAAAAUAAUGUCUAAUAGCCUAAUCGUUCUUCCCCGCCCUGGGACUACCCGGGCAGACACGCGACAACCGAUACGCGCCCCAUCCGAAGCCGAUUUCACUGCUGUCUUUGGCAAAAUACUGCCCGAAGCAUCCUACUUGUCCACAAAGAAUGGCAGAGCUGCCUUUUACGAGCUGCCGCCCUCGUCUGUCUCACCACCAGACGACGCAACAGCGAUUUCCCGAGUGCUGCUACUGCAUGGCGUCCAGACACCUGCAAUCGGCCUGCAGCCGUUAGCAAAGGCACUGUCGGCGCGUUUUCCACAUGCCAAAUGCGUGCUGGUUGACUGGUGGGGCCAUGGGCUCACAGACACGCCAUUUGCGGCGCACAACGCAGCGCUCUUUCACGAGCUGCUGGAAUCUUUAUUCCUGCAUCUUGGAUGGGAAAAUGCCCAUGUAGUUGGCUAUUCUUUUGGUGCAUCAGUCACUGCAAGUUUUGCGGCUGCAAGGCCAGAGCGCGUCGCGUCUAUGGUGCUGGUAGCCCCUGCAGGCUUCAUCCGCAAGCAGCUUUUCAACGAGCAACAGAAGGGCUAUCUGCGUGGUGGUGAAGGCUUGGAAGAACCGGCAAAAGAGUGGAUUUUGGAAUUUCUAGAAGGAGGGCAGUUAGUUGUCCCUCAAGAUUGGAAAGAGACUGUAGGGAGAGGCGAGGUGGUGGCUGAAGCCGUCCGAGACUGGGAGAUGAAGAACCAUGAGGGCCAUGUUGCGAGCGUGGUAGCCAUUUUCAGAGACGGCGGUGUUUUGGAUAACAGCACCGAAUUCGCCAGAGCGGCCGAGAAGGGCAUUAAAUAUCUAUAUAUUCUUGGAGAGCUCGAUGAUGUAUGCAGUCCCCAAGAGUUAUCUGGCAUCGGGGUGCAAGACUUUGUUAGCAUUCCACAGGUUGGACAUGCCGUUGUGCGGGAAAAAGCAUCCGAGGUGGCUCAGUCAAUCGCAGAUUUCUGGCACAAGAUAUGAUAGCCAGUAUCUAAGCUUAUCUUUGCUUUGUUUCGCUUCUACAGCCGCUCUGUACUCUCUCCUUUCCUUUCAUUGAUCUUUCAUUUUCGAGUAAGGAACUAACACUAACCAAUUGGUUGACUCAUGCGACCUAGGCU